Moneuplotes crassus is the source of this 728-nucleotide messenger RNA. The record is from the annotation of a GenBank genome assembly. NCBI's taxonomy places the organism in Eukaryota, Ciliophora, Spirotrichea, Euplotida, Euplotidae.
UUAAUAUAUUAUCAACAAUGGGGCAAUUCCGUGUCAAUGACUACAAGUUCUCUAUUAAUUAUAAAUAGCUUAGACUUCCUACUGAGUGUGGAAGAACAGAGCCAGUAGCUCUUUGAUCAUAAGAUUGUUGCCUGUUGUUGAAGUUUUACUAUGGUUUUGAUUAGGACUUCCUUAAAGUUAAUCUUGAAUUAAUGCAUGUCCUUAUAAAUUUUCAUGGAUGUUCCCAGCAAAACUGUUGAAGUUAUCAUUUUGAUAUUUUAUCAAUAAAAAUUAUAGGAUAUCAAUUCUUGCAUCUUGCAAGAAUAUUUAAUACUCCUUAUUUUUGAAAAUUUCCACUCACAUAGUUUUUACUCAUCCUUGGUUAGAUAUGUAAACACUUUGAAACCUAAGCAGCUCUGACCAAACAGAACAUGCUAUUUUUUUUUCAAGAAACUUGCAUUUCAUAAAUAUUAUAACCAUCAGAAGAUGUAGAGAGCUCCUAUAGCUGAAAGGGGACUCAAGAAGAAUCUUAUUGUUAUUACUCUCUUUAAAAUCUUCCCUUGUAAACAAUUCAGUUGAUGUAGUAGACAUGUUAUGCCAUUGGAUUGAACAAAUAGUAUCAUUAUUAUUCCUAUCAUUUGCUUAAACCCUUUAGGGUUCUUCUCAAUAGUCCUGUUCUUCAUGAGAAUCUUAAAGAAGAAUUGAAGUUUACAUUGAACAUGCCAAGUUACCGUUAUUCUUAUGGUAAU